This is a messenger RNA of Perognathus longimembris pacificus (Pacific pocket mouse), 448 nucleotides long. Its product is annotated as histone H3.3A-like. Gene Ontology annotation, cellular component: nucleosome. NCBI's taxonomy places the organism in Eukaryota, Metazoa, Chordata, Mammalia, Rodentia, Heteromyidae. The transcript has a single exon. The coding region runs from base 31 to 441 and encodes 136 amino acids. Gene Ontology annotation, molecular function: DNA binding; protein heterodimerization activity; structural constituent of chromatin. The record is from RefSeq and is a predicted model, not a curated record.
GGAGAGGGGGGGUAAGGCCUCUCUUAUACCAUGGCUCGUACCAAGCAGACUGCCCACAAGUCCACCGGUGGUAAAGCACCCAGGAAACAACUGGCAACAAAAGCCGCUCGCAAGAGUGCACCCUCCACUGGAGGGGUGAAGAAACCCCAUCGUUACAGGCCUGGUACUGUGGCACUUUGUGAAAUUAGAUGCUACCAGAAGUCCACUGAACUUCUGAUUCGCAAGCUCCCUUUCCAGCAUCUGGUGCGAGAAAUUGCUCAGGACUUCAAAACAGAUCUGCGCUUCCAGAGCGCAGCUAUUGGUGCUUUGCAGGAGGCAAGUGAGGCCUAUCUGGUUGGCCUUUUUGAAGAUACCAAUCUGUGUGCUAUCCAUGCCAAACGUGUAACAAUUAUGCCAAAAGAUAUCCAGCUAGCACGCCGCAUACGUGGAGAACGUGCUUAAGAAUCCA